UUUCCGAUUUUCUUCGAAAGCAUAUGAGGCAUUGUUUUUGCGUAGAAUCAUCGAUCGAAGAUUGGCCAAAGCUGCGGACUUUAGCCGGUCUAUGAGAUCUCUUAAAAGCCAGUAUUUCCAAACGAAGACUAGCCUUCAGGAAAUUGGACCGACGGUGUAACACUUAAAGGAUUUUGGGUCGUCACGACUGUGAGACUUCACCAUGUCCAUAGAACACAGAAGCGGUGUAUAAUCGAGUGAGAAUAUGCGGUAGUCUGUACGCCCAACUACAUCACUUGCUAAUUGCUGGAAGCGAGGACAAUAGAACUAAUCAUGGCAGCAGCGAGCGAAGCACCAGCCGAAGAAAGACUAAAACAAUUAGAGAAUGUAUUCUCUUACGGUGGAAAAGAGAAAGGGUCUUUUAGCACUGAGACCUUACUAGACAUUUUACUGUUGUUGUACGACGAGUGUUGUAAUUCUACCCUUCGUAGAGACAAAAAUAUCAGUGAAUUUAUUGAGAAUGUGAAGCCGAUAGCGACGAAGAUUAAAACUCUUCGUUUGCGCCGAGAAGAUUUCGAUCCCCUUACCUUGAUUGGUAAAGGAGCAUUUGGAGAAGUGACUGUGGUUCGCAUGAAAUCCAAUGACAGAAUAUACGCUAUGAAGACUUUAAACAAAUGGGAAAUGUUGAAAAGAGCCGAGACUGCAUGCUUUAAAGAGGAAAGAGAUGUCCUUGUGUAUGGAGACAAGAAAUGGAUAACUACUCUGCAUUAUGCAUUUCAAGAUGCUGAUUAUUUGUAUUUUGUCAUGGACUACUACAGUGGAGGUGAUCUUCUAACUCUCCUCAGUAAAUAUGAAGAUCAUUUGCCAGAAGAAAUGGCCAAGUUUUACCUGGCUGAAGUGGUGUUGGCUGUGAAUUCAAUACACAAAAUGGACUAUGUGCACAGGGAUCUCAAGCCUGAUAAUCUUCUUCUUGAUGUUAGUGGACAUAUCAGGUUGGCUGACUUUGGUUCCUGUUCAAAGCUUGGAAAGAAGGGCACUGUGAGAUCAGCUGUUGCUGUGGGUACCCCUGACUAUAUCUCGCCUGAAAUCCUACAGGCCAUGGAAGAUGGGAGAGGAGAAUAUGGAGUUGAGUGUGACUGGUGGUCCUUGGGUGUGUGUAUGUAUGAAAUGCUUUUUGGUGAAACUCCAUUUUACGCAGAAUCUUUGGUGGAAACCUACAGCAAAAUUAUGAGCCACACUGGCAAAUUCAAUUUUCCUUCUGAUGUGGAAGUGUCAAAUAAUGCCAGAGAUUUAAUGCAGAGACUGUGCUGUAAAAUGGAACAAAGAUUAGGUCAAAAUGGAAUUGAUGAUUUUCAAAAUCACCCUUUCUUUGAGGGAAUUGACUGGGACAACAUUGGUGACACUGUACCGCCUUACAUCCCUGAUGUUAGCAGUCCAUCAGAUACUUCAAACUUUGAUGUAGACAUUGAUGAAUCAAGAGCAAAUGAUGCUAUGAGGCCAUCAUCUGUUUCCCCUUUUACUGGACAUCAUUUGCCGUUCAUUGGAUUUUCAUUUACAGAUAAUAGUCGACUCUCUGAUAAAGCUCAUUCUGUGAUAAAGGAAGCUGGGCAUGUCACUCUGGAACCAGUCUCGAAUAAUGUUCCUAGCUCACUAUCUGUCGAAGCUUAUGAAAGAAGAAUACAGAGGCUUGAGAGGGAGAAAUCGGAACUGGCCAGAAAGCUUCAAGAAUCCACUAAAGCAUUGCAAGAUCAAGCACUGUCUGGUGAUGGUUCCAAAAGUGACCAAAUAGACACCAUGGAAAUGAAGAGACUUAAAGACGAAAUGACAUCAAUGAAGAAGAAAGCCAUGGUUGCCAUGGCAGAGUUUAGUGAAUUGAAUGACAAGCUGGCAGACAUAAGAUCACAGAAGACUAAGGUGUCGAGGAUGCUGCGUGAAAAAGAGGAAGAACUGGAGUCCACCUUACAAAAGCUUGAUGGUCUCAGACAGGAAGUUCGCAAUGCUGAUAGAAAAAAGAGAGAACUUGCUGCUCAAGUGGAGGAAAUGUCCUCAGAAGCUAACAAGGAAAGAAAACUAAGAGCAAGGAGUGAUCAGAAUGCCAAGCAACUUGAGGAGGAAAUAGAAUACCUUAAGAUGACAGAAACUUUGAAACGUACUACCUCUGCUCAUCGUAAACUUGAGGAAGAAAUGAGGGACAGCAACGAGAAGAAAGACGCUGUGGCUCAUUGGGAAGCUCAGAUAGCUGAGAUCAUUCAGUGGGUAAGUGACGAGAAGGAGGCGAGAGGUUAUCUUCAAGCCUUAGCUAGCAAAAUGACAGAAGAACUGGAUGGCCUGAAAUCUUCAGGGUAUGCUACAAUACCGAGGGGUGAAAAGAACCAGUGGCAAAUGAGAAGGUCGCAGAAAGUUGACAAACAAGAGAUAUUGACCCUGCAGUCGAACCUUCAAGCUGAGAUUCAGGCGAAGCAGCAAUUGAUGGAGGAACUGAACAAAAUGAAAGCUGCUAAUGUAGCAAAUGAGAGGAAAUUGGGUGAAUCUGAAGCACAGUGCAAUACUCUUCGUGAUGAGGUCAAGCAACUCAAAGCAGAAAUCGAACAACUGAAAGUUGGUGGCAAAUCUGGAAAUGGAUUCCCUUUCUUGUACAUGAGAGAAACUUCGCGAGACUCAAGACUGGAAGGAUUGUCAGAGGAGAUAGAUGGUCAACUAAGCGAGAAUCAGGGGUCUCGUUCGAGUAGCACUCCCUCAACUGCUCCUCCUGAUUCCAUUUCAAUAAGAUCAUCCAUAUCAUCUGUGUCAUCCAUCGCACCACCUCAGCCUCGAGUGCACAAGUUCUCUGUAAGAACCUUCACUACACCUACCAAGUGCAGCCAGUGUACAUCAUUAAUGAUCGGUUUGGUCAGGCAAGGUUCCAUAUGUGAAGUGUGUCAAUACGCUUGCCAUGUGUCCUGCACUGAUCAAGCUCCUCCUGUUUGUCCAAUUCCUCCGAGUCAAAUGAAUAGAAGGCCACUAGGAAUUGACCCUGAAAAAGGAAUUGGAACUGCUUAUGAAGGAAUUGUUAAGAUUCCUAAGCCAGGCGGAAUCAAAAAAGGUUGGCUUCGACAAUUUGCUGUCAUCUGUGACUUCAAAUUGUUCCUUUUCGAUGUAACUGGUGACAAACCCCCUCAGAUUUCUCAAUCAGCGACACAAGUUAUUGACAUGAGAGAUGAAGAGUUCUCAGUCAGUGGGGUGCUCGCUUCAGAUGUUAUUCACGCAAGUAAAAAAGACAUAAUGUGUAUUUUUAGGAUCACGGCUUCUCAGAUGAACCCUCCAGGAGAAUCUCUAACACAGCUGAUAUUAACAGAAAGUGAAAAUGACAGGGUCAAAUGGGUGAAUGCUCUGCAACAGUUACACAAAGCCCUCAAAGAAAAUAAGGAGACCUCCAAGACGCAAGUUUACCAGGCCAAAGAAGUCACCGAGUCUAAUCCACAGAUCAAACAAGCACUCUGUGCAACAAUAAUAGACACUGACCGAGUGUGUUUGGGUACAGAAGAUGGUCUCUUCUGCAUUGAAUUGAUGAAAGAAAGUUCGUCCCGCAUUGGUGACAAUAAGAAGGUGUCUCAGAUAGAGAUGUUACCAGAUGAGCAACUUCUCGUUUUAAUAUCAGGAAGGAAUCGUCAAAUACGACUCUAUCCACUGUCUGCAGUAGAUGGACAUGACACAGAACCAAUUAAAAUUCCAGAGGCGAAAAAUUGUCUAAUGUUUGCCACGGGAAGUAUUCAUGAUAACACAGCGACUUGCCUCUGCGCAGCAGUCAAGAGGCAUAUUUAUGUCUACGAACUGAAUCGGACAAAGUACAGACAUCUGAAGAUCAAGGAAACACCAGUGAACUUUAACAUCCAAUGGUUAGGAGUGUCAUUUGGAAAGUUACUUGUUGGAUACGUCUCCGGGUUUGCUGUAUAUAGUAUUACAGGAGAGGGAAGACCUCAGAAACUUGUUAACUCAGAUGACCCGACAUUAAAUUUCAUCACCAAUAAUCCACUGGACGCCUUGCUUGCUGUGGAGAUCGAAAAAAACAAAGAAUUUCUGUUGUGUUUUAAUUUACUAGGAAUCUUCGUUGAGGCCAGUGGUUAUAGAUCAAGACGUUAUGAGCUGAUGUGGCCAUCACCGCCCACAAAUGUCGCGUAUUCGUAUCCGUACGUGAUCUCCUUCAGUGAGAGAGCGAUAGAUAUCUUUGACUCAAGUAGUGCAGAAUGGCUUCAGACCAUCCCCCUCAAAAAGUGUCAUGCUUUGAUCAAUGAUGGCUCACUGGCUCUGUGCACCGCUUCAGAACAAUGCAAUUUAGUUUACCUCAAGAACACUCUGUUUGAAGAAGAGGAACUGAUCAUUCCAGACCCCAAUAAAGGAAAGAAAGCCCUUGCGGCUAUUUUAAGACUGAAAAGUAGCAAGAGAAGUAGUUCAUAUCGAUUUGGAUUUAAAGUCAAAGAGGGUGGCUUAGCAGAUAUGGAUGCAGAUAUCAAAUCAAAGCUCAUCUCAGGACCAACCAACUUCAACCAUAUCUCACACAUGGGUCCUGGAGAUGGAUUUCAAAUCAUUAAAGAGUUACCAAGGGGCCAACGCGGGACUGACGAGGAAGCUCCUCAAGUGGCUCCGCGUAACACUGCAAUAGGUCCCAGGUCCAAGCGCGCUGUCACUGCAAAUCCCAGUCUCAUGACGCGGCCCAACGUGGCAGCGAAGGGUCUGAAACCGGCUGGACCUGCGCAAGGAAUGGUAAACGGCAGAGCGGCAUCCAUGAAUGUUGUAAACAGUUCUGCGGAAGCCUCUCCGCCAGUCCCUAGACCGCGAUCAUCGUCCACUCGGUCAGCGGAAGAUGUUUCAAAUGAUGGCCGUGUAGCAAAUGGUUCAAACCGGCUCUCUGCCGAUCUCGACAAUUACGCACAGUACUUCAAUACCUUGAGACCAAAAAGUGUUGCAGAUGAGCAGAGGCAUCUGGCUUUAGCUUUGGAGUUGAGUAAAAGGCAUGCGGAACUGAGUCAUGACGGUGACAGCACAAAUUCACGGGAUUUAUUAAAUCUUCCCGAGGACGAAUCACCUAGACAUUCCACAGGGUCUGGUUCAAGUUCCGGUCUGAGUGUGUCGCCUUUAGGAAGUCAAGAGGAAGGUGUAACUUCCCCUGAUUGUGUUCAAUUGAAUUUUUCAGAUACUACAAGAUUCUGAUGGAAGUGAUAAACAAUUCAGUUUUUGAUCUUUUCAAGAUUGUCAAGUCAGUUGUUGAUCCUGUGCACGUUGGCUUGGAAAAUUUUAUAUCAUCAGAAAUAAGUUUAAUUGUUAUAUAACUUUGUGUCACACACGUGUGUUUAACUGCUUGGUCUGGAACCAAAGCAGCACAUGUUAUUAACGUGAUUAUCACAUUUAUUGAUCAACCGGCAGGGCUGGUUUAGAAAACUUGAUUGCAAGCUAAUCUUUAUAUGGAAACGUAGUCUCUUUUGCAACCGUCGUUUGUUCCCGUCGUGCAGCACGCUUUCUACCACGGCCUUGCUGCUCGUGACGCUUGUAAGGAGCUUUUCCAGUGUGUUGCGUGACAAGACUAAACGUUGGCUGUGAAGGUGAACAAUGUAGAUGCUAUCAAAUCUCUGAAAGUGCUGGCAAUUUAUUAGCUUACGAAUUUGAAAUGCUUUUUACAAGGCAGGAAGCAGAGGUGCUGAAUAUUGUCGACAGUUAUAUGUAAUGUGAUGUACAUCUUUUACGAUAUGUUUUUCCUUUUUUCGGUGAUCAAUCACUAAUUUUGAUGUUAUGUCAGUGAUAAAGAAAUUGAUUUUUUUGGGUAGGCAAAAGUCAAUUUGACUUGUAACAAUUUUGUAGGAAAGUCAAGUUAUCUUACAGAAAAUUAUUAUUGACCACAAAGAACAAUUUAGGAAACGAAACAUUGUAAGGCUGAGUUUUAGUAAUUUGGUAGUUUUUAGUUUCAUGUGGCUUGUCAGCCAACACUUGUAUAUGAUAAUUUGUGGAAGUGAACAUGGUUACAAUCUGAUAUAUUAUAUUAAGGGGGAGUGACAUGAAGACGAAGUUGCAUUUUAUUGAGAAUGAAACCAAUGUGGAAUUGCUUGAGAUGUUUUCACAAAGAAAUAGGAGCGUUUGUACGAUUGCUGUUAAACAACAGAGUUUAAAUUUCUGUAUUUUUUUUUGUACAUCCAAUCUCCUCGAGGCUGUUUUUUAAUUCUUGAACGGGGCUGCAAUAGGUGCGGCCUUAGUUUCGUUCAAAAUGACUUACAGUGUAACUACAGUUAACGGAAUCAUUUAAACAUAAAAUAAGCAGCGAGCUUCGCCUAAAUUCUUUGUUCUCUUUGCUUGCUUCAGUCGUUAGCACUGAUAGCCAAUGAUGAAUUUCCUUUAGUACACAAAUUUUCAAGUCAGUGUCGAUAGUAAACGAGAUUGCUUUGGUUUUGCCUUACUUCUAUCUGUGAUUGGUCCAGAAACCUCGCGCCACUCUAUCAACCAAUCAUUUGCAAAAUUGAAACCAAUCACUACUUGGUCGCCCGCGUUUUCCCGCACUUUAGGGAGAAUGGUUGUUUUCACUUUGAGUUCUCAUUGGCUCUUCAAGGUAUUCUCAUUUUUUCUGAUUAUUUUGGUUGUGGUUUUACGCCACACAAUCGAAAAACGCUCUUUACGAUUAUUCAAGUUUUUCUAAAUGAUCCCGGUGACAGUGGUGGCUCUGCAAGUUGGGUUUUUUUUUUACGUUUGUACCAAUUGUGAAUACGAACUGCUUUUUGUAAGUUUUCUAUCUAUUGUUAUUAUUCAAAUUUAAGAUUUUACCUGUUAUGUAUACAUAUUUUUAGAAUCGUAAGUUUUGGCAGCAUUUAAUAAAAGAUCUGGCUUUGCUAGGGUUGAAAAUGG
Pocillopora damicornis (cauliflower coral) is the source of this 6843-nucleotide messenger RNA. RefSeq names its product serine/threonine-protein kinase MRCK beta. The record is from RefSeq and is a predicted model, not a curated record. Lineage: Eukaryota; Metazoa; Cnidaria; Anthozoa; Scleractinia; Pocilloporidae. Gene Ontology annotation, molecular function: protein serine/threonine kinase activity; ATP binding. Gene Ontology annotation, biological process: actomyosin structure organization; peptidyl-threonine phosphorylation. Gene Ontology annotation, cellular component: cytoplasm; cytoskeleton; myosin complex.